Molecule: messenger RNA, 3969 nt
Organism: Aspergillus oryzae RIB40
Lineage: Eukaryota; Fungi; Ascomycota; Eurotiomycetes; Eurotiales; Aspergillaceae
Product: Elongator subunit IKI3
Exons: 9
Coding region: 1-3969 (1322 amino acids)
Biological process (GO): tRNA wobble base 5-methoxycarbonylmethyl-2-thiouridinylation
Cellular component (GO): cytosol; elongator holoenzyme complex
Molecular function (GO): tRNA binding
Source: RefSeq, a predicted model, not a curated record
AUGCGCAACUUGAAAAAUGUUCGCCUCGCCGAGGUGCAGCUUCAGAGUGAGCUGCCAUUAACAGCUACUGCUUGGGACACUGCCUCGGAUGCAGUAAUUUGCACUUUUGGUCCUACUGAGAGCAAUCCAGUUAUUGAACUUAGGAGAAAGCGUCAAGACGCCUAUUUCUCAGAGCCCGUAGGCGCAGAUGUGUUUGAGUGCAUCGCCUCAUGGGACGCACCAUGCCCUCUGCCAGACCUCCCCUGUGACCGAGUACUCUCUCUCCAUUAUUUUGCAGACAACCUUAGUGCCUGUCUAGUACUUGAAGGGGGUGAUAUCGUCAUUGUCCGUGAAGAACCUCUUCCAGGGGAGGACAAGAUUGAGAUUCUGGGCUCGGUUGAUGUGGGCAUCACUGCUGCUGCUUGGUCUCCAGACGAGGAACUCUUAGCUCUAACCACAAGAGCUAACACAUUCUUGUACAUGACCAGGGAGUUCGAGAAUGUGGCUGAAAUUACCUUCACUCCAGAGGACCUCAAGGCGUCUCAACAUGUCUCCGUUGGCUGGGGAAAGAAGGAAACACAGUUUCAAGGAAAGAGAGCCAAGGCUCUUCGUGACCCGACGGUCCCUGAAAGGGUAGACGAAGGAAAGCUGAGCAGUAAUGAUGAUAGGAGGACAACUAUUACCUGGAGAGGAGAUGGUGCCUAUGUCGCGGUAAAUAGUAUCGAAGAGGGUACUCGUCGCGCAAUCCGCGUAUAUUCUAGAGAGGGAACCUUAGACAGUGUGAGUGAGCCAGUGGAUGGGCUGGAAGGGGCCCUGAGUUGGAGGCCUUAUGGUAAUCUUAUUGCCGGUAUCCAACGACGUGACGAUCGAGUUGAUGUUGUAUUUUUCGAAAGAAACGGCUUGCGUCACGGAGAGUUCACACUUCGCCUCACUGAGGAAGAAAUGUCAUCCUGGGCAUCGGAUAUCCACCUGACCUGGAAUGUCGAUUCGACGGUACUCGCUGUUCAAUUCAAAGACAGGGUCCAGCUCUGGACAAUGGGUAACUAUCAUUACUACUUAAAGCAGGAGUUUCCUGUGGCCGUGAACUCCAGCUGCCCAAAUCCUUUUGCCUUCAAGUGGCACCAGGAGAAGACACUGCGCUUUGUUGCAGGCGCUUCAGAGUCGAUAUUGGACGCGGAGUUUGUGUUUGACGUCUCUCAUGGUUCGACUAUUGUGCCAAAUGAUGUUGGAGCUGUUGCUGUCAUCGAUGGAAAAAAUCUCAAGUUGACUCCGCUGAGGCUUGCGGGUGUCCCGCCACCUAUGGCCCACAAUGAGUUGAUAUUGGACUCGAACGUUAUUGACGUCGCGUUCAGCAAGUCGGGCACGCGUAUUGCUGUCCUGACGAAGGAUUGUUUCUCUAUAUUUAUGUGGUCCCUCAAGACUCGCCCAGUGGCUGCACCUAUUCUUGAGUCGAGCUAUCCGUUGUCUGAUGCUUUGGACAGCAGGCCUCGGCAACUUGCCUUUAUCAAUGAGAAUGAGGUUUAUAUCCUCAAGAGUCGUGGACCGAAUAAUGCCAACAUCGAGCGAACGACUCUGGAAACUAGAACAACCAAAAUCGCGUACCAGGCGGGCGAGUCGGAGCAGUUGGUUUCAAUAUUCCCAUCCCUCAACCAUGAGGCACUGUGGAUUUCUCACAUCAGCCAAUAUGGACAACCAAUUGCCUACUCCACCAUUUCUAUGCCAUCUACAGAGGAAUUUGUAGCAGCCCCGUACACGCAGGGUCCUUCCGUCGACACAUAUUGGGCCAAUGCCGUUCAGCUAUCAGAAGAUGAGCAUCUUUUGAUCUCUAUGACAAAGACUGGCGCCUUGUACGCGAAUAAGACUCUGCUUGCGAAGAACUGCACCUCCUUCCUCGUGACCCAAUCCCACGUCUUGUUCACUACUUCUCAGCACCUCCUAAAAUUCGUUCACUUGACCAGGGCAGAGGACAUGGAGGUCCCUCCUGAUACGCCAGAGACCGACGAGCGUUGCAGAAGCAUUGAGCGUGGUUCGCGCUUGGUGUCGGUAAUACCUAGUGUGUUUGCCGUUGUGUUGCAGGCACCUCGUGGUAAUAUCGAGACCACAUACCCCCGUGCUCUUGUCCUAGCGGGCAUCAGGUCCUUCAUUGACCGCAAGAACUACCGCUCGGCUUUCCUUACCUGCCGCAGCCAAAUGGUAGAUAUGAAUAUUAUUCAUGACUACGCCCCAGAACAGUUCAUGGAAAGUGUCCCAUUAUUCAUUGACCAAGUGAAAAGAGUUGACUUCAUCGACGAGUUUCUGUCCCGUCUAAGCGAGGAGGAUGUCUCUGAGACCCUGUACAAAGAUACGCUGAAAACACCUAAGGCGGACGACAAUCUGGUACCUGCCACUAAGGCCCCGGCCAAGGGUAAGGUUAAUCGGAUCUGUGAUGCCUUCUUGGCUGCUUUGGACAAGAAGAUCGAUACUAAUCUGCAUAAUCUUGUCACGGCACAUGUUGUCAAGUCACCACCAGACCUUGAGGCUGGUCUUCAACUGGUUGCACGCCUGAGAGAUCAGAGCUCCGAACAAGCAGAAGAUGCAGUGGAACAUAUGUGCUUUUUGUCCGAUGCCCACCGUUUAUACGAUACUGCGUUGGGUCUAUACGACCUUGAGCUCACAUUGCUUGUUGCCCAGCAAGCUCAGCGUGAUCCUAGGGAAUACCUCCCAUUCUUGCGCAAGCUACAGCAGCUGCCUGAGCUUCGACGACAGUUCGAAAUUGAUAACUAUCUCGGACGAUGGGCCAAGGCUCUGGGACAUCUUCACGUGCUUAACGCUCAUGAUGAGCUCAGGGCGUAUGCUAUCAAACAUGUUUUGUAUAAGGAUGCCAUCGAUCUCUACAAAUACCAGCAAGAGCAACUACGCGACAUGACCAAUCUCUACGCCGACUACCUCUACGAUCAAUCCAAAUACAAAGAAGCAGCCAUCGCUUACGAAUCCCUUUCCCUAUACACCGACGCCUACCAAUGCUACCAGCGGGUCCAUCUCUGGCGCGAAUCCCUGUACUGCGCAAUAAUGGUCCCAUUAUCAGAGGAAAAGCUCAAAGCACACGCACUGGAAUUAGCCACCACCCUGAUAGAAGAGAACAAAGACUACGUCUCCGCAGCACACAUCCACGCAGAACACCUCCACGACGUCCCCCUGGCCGCCCGUCUCCUGUGCCGCGGUUCUCGCUUCGCCGACGCAACACGCCUCCUCGCACUGCACGGCAAGCAAAAUCUCGUCCCGGAAAUCGUAGAUACAGGUCUGGCAGACGCUAUGGGCUCCAUGACCGACCUUCUUGCCGACUUCCGAUCUCAGCUGAACGCCCAAGUACCACGUAUCGUGGAACUGCGCGUUCGUCGCGCUACCGACCCGCUGGCCUAUUUCGGAGGUGAUCCCACGAUGGGAGGAGAUAUGGGUGUCGAUAUCCCAGAUAACGUGUCCCUUGCACCUACGGAUGCUUCUACACUUGCCGGUCGCAGUAUGUUCACGAGGUAUACUGGCAAGACGGGAAAGACUGGCAAGACGAAUAUGACGAGACAGACUUCCAAGACUCGUCGGAAGGAAGAGCGUAAGCGUGCUAGUGGUAAGAAGGGAACAGUGUACGAGGAAGAAUACCUGGUGAACAGUGUACGGCGUCUUAUCGAAAGAGUCAACUCGACGGUGUCUGAGGUCGAGACUCUUGUUAGUGCACUGCUCCGACGGGGCAUGCGGGAGCGUGCCGCCGCUAUUGAAAAGGCUAUGCAGGAGGUGCUCAAGUUGUGUACUGACUCUCGAGUCGAAGUGUUCGGUGCCGUCGCUUCGCCAGGAGGCGAACAGACUGACGGCGCUGAGCCUGAGACUAAUGUGAAUACUGCUGAAGAGGUCUCACCGAGGGGUGGUCAGCGUGCUUUCGCGGACAGCAUUGCGGCUACCCUAGGUGUUCGAGAAGCACCGGCAGUCAAGGAGCUGAAACAGUCGGCGUUGCUGAACUGA